Molecule: messenger RNA, 4540 nt
Organism: Lytechinus pictus (painted urchin)
Lineage: Eukaryota; Metazoa; Echinodermata; Echinoidea; Temnopleuroida; Toxopneustidae
Exons: 7
Coding region: 1-1638 (545 amino acids)
Source: RefSeq, a predicted model, not a curated record
AUGCCUCCACAAAAUGAUCCUGGCCCAUCCCACCCAUGUGUCAAACCGAAAACCCACAAGCCUGCCUACACCAAACUUGAGUUAUCCUACCUUUACAUUCCUGCAGAUAAUACUUCAACAAGUUCUGGUGUCAAGAUCACUGCUGGAGAGCCAAUCUUCGUCAACCCCAACUCUCAUAGCAGUGUUAUUAAAGUCUUACGUGAAAUAGGCCACCAAACCAACAUCACAAAGUAUGUCAAGGGGGGAUGCCGUGAGUGGGUGGCUAUCACAUGCGAUGGUUUGCCAUUUAGUAUAGCACAGAGGGUAUUGAAGGAGACAUACACAUGCCCUACUUGCCACACAGCCAUCUUCACAAGAAAGAACUACAUAUCCCACGUGAAGGAUCAUGAGGAAUACGCCGACAUGAGCGAGGAUGAUUUACCUUUCGACUUUGAGUUUGAUUGGACGAUCCUUCGAAUUGGCCAUGGUCAUUUCGAAAUGAAUAUGGUUAGAUCCUUCUUCAAGCUCAACUGGGAUGUGUGCAUUAAAGAGUUGGCCAAGUGCAUGGAUUUUUGCUCUGAAAAUGCACAGAAAUAUGCAAAGUCGGGAGGAGAUCACCACAAGGCGUGGGAACUUCUUCAAAUCCUCUACCUAGGAUGUAUUGAUGAAUUGAUCCUUCCCUGCGUUAGGGAGUGCCUUCAGAAAGACCUGGUCUCCACUCCUGAUGGUUUUCUGCGAUGGACCCGUGACAUCAAGAAUCAUCGCUACCAAUACCUCCAGGAGCAGAUGCUAACCUAUGCAUCAGCAAUCAUCCAUCUCCGACGUGGAAUUCGACAGAAUGACAUGGCCCUUGUGUUAGCUGGGAGAGUGAAGUAUGCCCCAAUUUUCCACAGCAGAAAUCACCCAAAAUACCAACAGAUUGAGCUAACUGAAUUGUCUAAUUUCCUGACUGCACCCACCGCACUUCAAGACUUCCUCAAGACUUAUCAGGCCAUCUCAACCUCGGUAGAUCCAGAGCGAUGUGAAGAUAUGGACUUCGUACUCGAGGCUAUCAACAAGAAGAGCAAGUCCUGGGCACCCAGAGGAGUACCCACUCACCAGGAAUGGCAAAAGAUUUUUAGAAAUCUGCAGAAAUUUGAUGAGCUGCGUUCAGCAGUCUUCAGUCGAAUGCGUAGAUAUGACCCAGAUGCUGAGAAAAGGUACAAAAGUUCACACAUUGCCCGUGAUGAGGAAGUAACAGCUUGGAGGACCUGUCUCAGAGGGAGUAAUUUUCUUGAUAAUCCAUUCACUUCUGAUGCUCCUUUCACUUCAGUUAGUGCUGAGAAGCUGGAUCCUGAACUUGUACAUCUCACCAAUCAAGCUGUGAAGAGAAGGAGAUACUUUGCAAGAAAAAUGUUUGGAGUUGCUCAAGAAGACGACAGUGCAGAACCCAGUCAAGUGUUUGUCACAGAGGCAGAACGAGCUCAGCACAAUGAUAUUAGAAAUCAAAGGAAGGAGACGAUUGCGACUCGUGUUCUCACAGCGAUCAAUGCACUGGAUGAUGCUGGCAUCAAAACCCUUCUGCUUGCCGAAUGGGAAAUGUCUGUCAAAAAUAAGAAGAGGGAGGAUUAUAUCUCUUUCUUCUUUCGAGUUGAAGAAGAGGUUGCACAUCCUGGAUGAAGAAUAGACAACAUUCAAGGCUCUUUAAUAAAUUGACGCAAGUGGGAACAGCAUGAAGUCACAAGACAUCACUGCAGUAUAUAUUCUCCCAACCAGCUGUUGUUACAUCCAGCCCACAAGGAAUUUUCUGAAGUCAUCAUGUCUACUUGAUUCCCUUAGCAUCAAAUGUGAAACAGUACUUGCAUCUUGAAGAGGGAAUCGUUGAUGCCAAGACUUCGGAUUUGAUUGGCAGGUUUGCAGUUCAACGUUUCACAAGGCAACCACAAUUUGCUCAAAAUCAACCAGGGAAAACACAAGGCAACAUGUUUUGGAUAAGUGAACACAUUAAAGGAAAAUAACACUUACAAGUUGAUCAGUAUCUCAUUGAAGUGCUUGAUACCCUUCCACACAAUAGUUGAAACAAAAGGCCCAUAAUGAAUUCAAGACAGAGUUGUCAAAAUGUAUUCAAUGAAAUGUAUACUUGUAUUUUUAGCUUUGUAAUUCACAUGCAAUUCAGUUUGUUAACUGCAAUAUGUCGAACAUUUUAAUAAAUACCAUUUAUCUAUCUAUCUAUCUAUCUACAUAAAGGGGUACUCUGGGCAAAAAUAAUAUGAUUUAAAUUGAUAGAGAAAAUCAAGUAAGCAAAAAACUAAAACCUUCAUAAAAAUUGUAUGAAGAUUAGUGAGGUUAUUGGAUAUUUAAUUUUGCAUGAUUUUUGAGAAACAGUUAUAUAUGUGUCCUCAUGAGAAUGCCAUGGGCAACCUGAUGAUGUCAUAAUUUAACGUGUUCUCUUGUAUCUUUGAUAUAUUUUACUGAUUUAAAUUUUCUCUGCCAAGGUAUUGAAAUGGAGUCAAUUGCUGGUUUAAUUGGCAAAAUAAUCAUUACUGAAACUUGUAUUUUGAAGGUACGAUGCCAGAAAAAUGUUUUUAUGUAAGAGAUGUGACACCAUCAGCCCACACAUUGCAUAUUCAUGACAACAUGCAUAUAAUCAUUUUACCAAAUUAAUACCAAAGUUAAACAAUGUAAUAACUACUUUAUUCAAUUUGGGGGAAAUCUUUAGUGUUUUACUUGUCCAAAUCUUUGUUUCUUCAUAUUUUUAUUUCAAGUCUAAUGAGCACCCUUAUUUGGUGGAUAUAUUUUGCGCAUUUGAAGUGUCUUUAUUAUCAUUAUGAUGAUUCGUAUUUGUAUUAUCAUUAUUAUUGUUAUUAUUCGUAGUAAUAUAAUUAGUAAUAUUAUCAUAAUAAUUAUAAUGGUUACUAUCAAUUAUUGAAGCUUUUAUGACAACUUUUGUUACCAAUUAUGCGAUAAGAAUCACGGUUUCAUUUUGUUUGAACUUUACAGUUUGUGCAAUUUUCAACUUUUUUGUUGAACUUAAACAUGAAAGUGUUCACUUAUGCCAAAAAGGCAGCCCAGCUAAAGCCGGGGUAAUAAUAGCAGGGCCCGCUGGGAGAACAGUUUUCGGAACUGAAGCGGCUACCCUGGGUAAAUAUACCGCUAUUAUUAUUAUUAUUAUUAUUAUUAUUAUAGUAUUUUUCAUGUCCUUCAUAACUGUGAAAUACAAUCAAGUUUUGCAUUAAUAUGAUAUAAUUCAUUGGGAUUCAUUACAAUAUUUGUAUGAGAAAGUUGAAGUGGAAGAGCAUUUCCAAAUCUUUCUUUCUGAAUGUAGAUUCAGGAUAAAAUUACCAGAUUCAUGUAAUCUCAGUAAACCAAUCAAGGACCAACAGAUCUCUUCAGCAGAGUAAUCAAAAUUUCCCAAAAUAACUUUUGCUUUAAUUUAAAAAAGAUAUGGAAAAAUGUUUCAAAAGAAAGAACAUUUAACCAAGUAACUUUAUCUCGCAUUCAUAAAAAUACCUUAAACAGAUAGACAUACUUAAGCUUUUCGAGAUGCACAGAAUUCUAUGUUUGCAAUUUAAUAUUACAAUUAUUUGUAGAAUAAUUAAAAUGGGCCUGUUUUCCUCAAUGGGUUAUGUGAAUAGGAAUUACCCUUAGUAAUUUUGAUAGGCAGACCGAACAAACUACAACUACACAGUAGUUCUUGGUUUCAAAAUAAGACAGAAUUAACAACUUUAUUUGUUAAAUUCUUUGCUCUAUUCAUUUAAUGUAGUUAAAAUAAAUACACAUCAAUCGAAUUAUGAUGUAGUAAUUUAAAUCAAAUUAGCUUAAAUUUGUUCAACAAAUAUUCAGCAAGUUUUACAUUUCGACUGAAGAGAAUUGCCUGGUAUCAUAAAUAUAACUGAAGUUCAUUGAGUCGAAUGUCUACUAGUGGCUGCAUUCCAAACUAGUCAGAAUUAUUUGAAUUAAAAAGAAUGUCUACCUCUCUGUCUCAGCAGAUUUUUUGUUUCAUUUCAUAGGGUUUAUUGGGAACUUGCAAACUUCUAUCCCGACUUUAUUAAAAUCAUUGAUGCACAUUAUUAAAAUUGAAAAGAAAAAUUACUGUCUUGCAGCAAAUGGUUAUUCUGUUUUACCAACUUAGGUGUUCGCUUUCCAAGAUGUAAUACGUCUUAACAGUAAUUGCCCAUGUUUAACCAUAAACAACCAGUGGUGGGGGGGGGGGGGGGGUUAAUGAUAAUUUGAAAACCAAAGAAGAUUUCACAUGGGUCAUUAAAAGGGUUUUCCAGGCUGAAUAGAAAAUGACUUGAAAAGAUAAUAGAGUUUUUUUGGUCAGAAUAAUGUAAAUAAAGAUAAGGAUUAUGGUUUAUUUAGUUUUGGAGGUUACGACUUAUGUUUGGCUUAACAUGUGGUUUUUCCAUCGUAGCAAUUGUCGCCGGAGCCUGCAACCAAUUUUUUUUUUAUUUACAUCCAAAUUAAUAAUUUAAUUAAUAAAUUUGCAAUUGGAUCCAAACUUAAAUUUGUAAAGUAAAAUAUAAUGCCUCAUAAACCUGUUUGCCAAAUUUCGGAUUGAUGGCUGAAAUGUUGGGGUUGA